This is a messenger RNA of Medicago truncatula (barrel medic), 1784 nucleotides long. RefSeq names its product probable polygalacturonase. NCBI's taxonomy places the organism in Eukaryota, Viridiplantae, Streptophyta, Magnoliopsida, Fabales, Fabaceae. The transcript has 6 exons. Gene Ontology annotation, molecular function: polygalacturonase activity. Gene Ontology annotation, biological process: carbohydrate metabolic process. The record is from RefSeq and is a predicted model, not a curated record. The coding region runs from base 207 to 1586 and encodes 459 amino acids.
AAGUAACCAUUAAUUCUCUCCUCUUCUGUCAUUUACAUGAUUAAUGCUUAUAAUAUUCACUCCCUCUCAUAAAUAAUUUUUCUGUCUCUCCUCUCUCCCCUUCUUCUUCACCUCUCUCUCUCUCUGCAGUUUUUUUCCUUUUAGUUCUUUGGUCACUACUUUUAUCUCUUCUCUCCCUCUUGUCAGAGAGACUUUGACCCAAGAACAUGCUAGUGGCAUUGGUCUUGCUGCUGCUGGCAUUGAGCAAUGAAGUGAGAGUGAAUGGUGAAAGAGGUGAUAGGCAAUGUGGGUUCAAUCCAUCACUUAAGCCAAGACCACAUAGUGUCUCCAUUUUGGAGUUUGGUGCAGUUGGUGAUGGUAAAACAUUGAACACCAUUGCAUUUCAGAAUGCCAUCUUCUAUCUCAAGUCGUUUGCUGAUAAAGGUGGUGCUCAGCUAUAUGUACCCCCUGGAACAUGGCUUACUCAAAGUUUCAAUCUCACUAGCCAUCUUACCCUCUUUUUGGAAAAAGGCGCAGUCAUUAUCGGAUCUCAGGAUCAUUAUAACUGGGAUGUUCUUGAUCCUUUACCAUCUUAUGGCCGAGGACUUGAAGUUCCUGGAGGAAGAUAUCAGAGCUUGAUAAAUGGAUACAUGUUACAGGAUGUGGUCAUAACAGGUAAUAAUGGAACCAUUGAUGGCAUGGGAUCAACUUGGUGGGAAUCAUUUAGCUCUCAUUCCUUGAACUACAGCCGUCCUCAUCUGGUUGAAUUAGUGGCAUCUACUGAUGUGGUAGUAUCAAAUCUGACAUUCUUGAAUGCCCCUGCAUAUAACAUUCACCCAGUUUAUUGCAGAAAUGUACAUAUUCAUAAUAUUUCAAUCUUUGCUCCUCCAGAAUCUCCUUAUACUGUUGGCAUAGUACCAGAUUCUUCUGAUCAUGUUUGCAUAGAGGAUUGUACAAUUGCCACCGGCUAUGAUGCAAUUGCCCUAAAAAGCGGUUGGGAUGAGUAUGGAAUUGCCUACGGUAGGCCUACCGAGAAUGUACACAUCAGAAGGGUGCAUCUACAAGCAUCUUAUGGCUCUACUCUUGCAUUUGGUAGUGACAUGUCAGGUGGAAUUUCAAAUGUCUUUGUAGAACAUGUUCAUCUCUACAACUCAAAAGGUGGGAUUGAGUUCAGAACUAUUAGAGGAAGAGGUGGUUAUAUGAAGGACAUAAUUUUAUCAGACAUAGAAAUGAAGAAUAUAUAUAGAGCAAUAUCAGCCACAGGUUACUGUGGUUCUCAUCCUGAUGACAAAUUUGAUCCUAAUGCUUUACCGCUUUUGGAUCACUUUAUUUUUCAAGAUAUAAUUGGAACAAAUAUCACAAUUGCUGGAAGCUUUGCUGGACUACAAGAAUCUCCAUUCACCAACAUAUGCUUAUCCAAUAUAACCCUGUCUGUAAAUUAUGCUUCCUCCACUAGCUGGGAAUGUUCAAAUGUAUCUGGAUUUUCAGAUUCUGUUCUCCCUAUACCUUGUCCUGAUCUUGAUAGCCCUUCAAAUUAUUCCUCAUCUUGUCUCUCCAAGUUGAGUAUGAAAGGGAAAAUUGCGGGGUCCGGCUCGGUGUCGAUGUAAAGGUGAAUAGCUUGUAUCUAAAAAAUCAGAUUAAGUCAUUGAAAAAAAAGUCAAAUUCAUUCCAAUAAGACAUUAAUUUGGAUUAUUCAUUAUUUCAGAUUUUCAUUCUUGCAUGCUGCAAAUAGCACAUUUUUUGUACAGGUUUAUUUCUUCAUUCAUGUGUAAUGAAAUUUUGGUUAUGUCCACAGAAGGACUCAA